Metarhizium brunneum ARSEF 3297 is the source of this 1158-nucleotide messenger RNA. RefSeq lists its product as uncharacterized. NCBI's taxonomy places the organism in Eukaryota, Fungi, Ascomycota, Sordariomycetes, Hypocreales, Clavicipitaceae. The record is from RefSeq and is a predicted model, not a curated record.
AUGGAGCAAAAUACUCUCAAGCGAAGAGGAGUCGGCCUCAUUGGCGUUGAUAAGCAAAAGACGUUUGGUGGCUACACGCUAUUCUGUCCUCUGACGAGCGACGUAGCUCGUCUGAUUGACAUGGACGGUAAGGAAGUUCAUAGAUGGAGGCUACCCAGUCGAAUUGGCCGACAUGCUAGAAUCUUGCCCAACGGUAACCUGGCCGUCAAUACUCUUCGACCGUCUCCUAAAAAGAAGACCAACGAUGGGGGGCCUUUCCCAUUUCCUUUCUUUAACAAGUAUGGGGGUGGAAUCAUGACUGAACUUGAUCCCGACGGCAACGUCGUCCGUCAGUUUGUCGACCCGUUCGCUCAUCAUGACCAAUAUCAUUUCGGGGACGGCAGGCUCUUAUACGCCAGUCUGGAGCCGCUCUCGCCUGAGCAAUCUGCCCAGGUCAUUGGCGGUGUGCCCGGUUCAGAGAUCGACGGCAUCACUUACGCGGAUAUUAUUAAUGAAGUUGAUGCACAAAACAACCUGGUCUGGCAGUGGAAAGUGUCGGAGCGUCUUCCCCGAGACGAGUUUCCUCUGCAGCCGCAUUAUACACGCGAGCACUACCCGCUCGUCAACUCUGUGUUGCCCCUCCGCGAUGGCAAACACGUCCUCGCCUCUUUGCGCUCUGUAUCGGCCGUCAUCGUCAUCGAAAAGGCUACGGGGAAUAUUGUGUGGAAGAUUGGCUCAGAUGUCGUUGCUCAGCAGCAUAAUGCUACAGAACUGGUCAAUGGCAACAUUCUCAUAUUUGACAACGGCGCCUUCCGCCCUGGAGAGUCCAUCACAUACUCCCGCGCAAUUGAAGUUGAUCGCAAGACUAAAAAGAUUGUAUGGGAGUAUAGAGAUCGCUCGUCACCAAUCUGUUUCUUCACCCCUUUCAUGGGAAGUGCGCAGCGACUAGAGAAUGGAAAUACGCUUCUGUGCGAAAGCGCAUUCGGUCGCUUGUUUGAAGUCACCAAGGAGGGUUAUAUUUGCUGGGAGUACUUGAACCCGCAUUUCGCAGAGUAUCCCGAUGCGGAGACGGCCAGGAUUUUCCCCGGGGAAUCGAAUGCCUUGUUCCGAGCGUAUAGAUAUGCAUUGCAGGAUAUUCCUUGGUUGAAGGCCAAGCUGGAGAAAAACGGAGGCAUCUAG